Rhodotorula graminis WP1 is the source of this 1800-nucleotide messenger RNA. RefSeq lists its product as uncharacterized. The record is from RefSeq and is a predicted model, not a curated record. NCBI's taxonomy places the organism in Eukaryota, Fungi, Basidiomycota, Microbotryomycetes, Sporidiobolales, Sporidiobolaceae. The transcript is spliced from 15 exons. Bases 59 to 1696 code for a protein of 545 amino acids. Gene Ontology annotation, biological process: amino acid transmembrane transport. Gene Ontology annotation, cellular component: membrane. Gene Ontology annotation, molecular function: amino acid transmembrane transporter activity.
AUCCUCUCGCCUCCUCGCUCAAGCACCGCCACCCGCCUGUGCGCGACCACCGCCAGCCAUGUCUGCCCCGUCGUCCGAGAUCGACCUCGAGAAGACCAACAUCAAGGUCGAGCGCGCCGGGCCCAAGGUCCAGGAUGCCGAGAGCUACGAGGGCGGCCUCAAGCGCACGCUCAAGGCGCGCCAUCUGCAGAUGAUCGCGCUCGGUGGAACGAUCGGAACGGGCCUCUUUGUCGGAGCCGGCUCGGCGCUCAACACGGGCGGCACGGCCGGCAUCUUCAUCGGCUACACGAUCAUGGGCAUGGUCGUCUACUCGAUGAUGGUCGCGCUCGGCGAGCUCACGACGCAGUACCCGGUGCGGGGCGCGUUCGUCCACCACGCGACCCGCUUCCUCGACCCGUCUAUCGGCUUCGCCCUCGGCUACAACUACUACUACUCGUGGGCGGUCACCAUCCCGACCGAGAUUGUCGCAGCAGCCCUCGUUCUGGACUACUGGCCCGGUGCGGCCAAGAUCAACGUAGCCGUCUGGAUCACGGUCUUCUUUAUCAUCAUCACCGCCUUCAACUUUAUCGGCGUCGGCGCGUUCGGCGAGGCUGAGUUCUGGUUCUCGCUCAUCAAGAUCGUCACGCUCGUCGGCCUCAUCCUGCUCGGCAUCAUCAUCACGUCGGGCGGCGUUCCCGGCGCAGACCCCAUCGGCUUCCGCUAUUGGCGCGAGACGCCCUUCCAGCAGCUCAACGGUAUCCCUGGCGCCAAGGGCCGCUUCCUCUCGUUCUGGACCGUCUUCCUGCAGGCGUCGUUCUCGUUCCUCGGCACCGAGAUUGUCGCAUUGACGGCGGCCGAGGCCGAGAAUCCUCGCCGCAACGUCCCCAAGGCCAUCAACCGCGUGUUCUACCGCAUCCUCUUCUUCUACGUCGUCGGCGUCUUCGUCAUGUCCCUCCUCGUGUCGCCCAACGACGAGCGUCUCAUCAACGGCGGCAGCGACGCCGCCGCUUCGCCCUGGGUCAUCGGCAUUCAGCGCGCCGGCAUCAAGGCGCUGCCGAGCAUCGUCAACGCCGUCAUCCUCAUCGCUGCCUUUUCGGCCGGCAACUCGGACCUGUACGCCGCCUCGCGCACGCUGUAUGGCCUCGCGUGCGACGGCCAGGCGCCGCGCAUCUUUGCCAAGACGACGGCCAACGGCCUUCCCAUCUGGUCGCUCGUCAUCACGGCCCUCUUUGGCGUCCUCGCCUACAUGAACCUCGGCACGACCGGCGAGGAGGCGUUCAACUACCUCGUCGCCAUCGGCUCCGUCUCGGGCCUCAUCAACUGGCUCGUCAUCCUCGUCACGUACCUGCGGUACUACUACGGCCUCAAGCGCCAGGGCAUCGACCGCAGCGAGUUCCCGUACCAGGCGCCGCUCCAGCCCUACGCCUCGUUCUUUGGCGCGUUCAUGAUGACCGUCAUCAUCAUCUUCAACUCGUACCAGGUCUUCCUCGACGGCAACUGGGACACCGGCACGUUCAUCACUGCCUACAUCUGUAUCCCCGUCUUUGUCGUCCUCUAUCUCGGCCACAAGCUCUGGACCAAGUCGACGUUCGUCAGCCUCGACAACAUGGACUUUGACUCGGGUCGCCGUGCUCUCGACCAGCUCGAGGAGGAGUGGGCGGCCAAGGACGCUCAGCCCAAGUCGUGGGCCAAGCGCGUGUGGGACUGGGUCAUGUAGUGAGGGGAGAGGAGCAGUAGAGCUAGACGUAGACUGUUUGUGUUCCCGGCCAGGUAGACUGUGCUCUCCUUAAUCCCUGCAUUCGCAUCCUCAUUCAUUCUUUC